AUGUCUUUUGUACCACCUCCAGCAUCAUCCACCACUCACGCUCAACGGGAAGUUGAGCUCACUCUCUUACGUUUUUUAGAGAAAUACCGGCCGGAGGUCUGCGAUCUUUGGGGUACGCACUCUAACAUCUAUUUGCAUGCCGAUUCCAAUGAGAAAGAAGAGGAAAUGUGUACUAUAGACAACGAGGAGGGGAUUGUACAUUCUCUCAACCGAGAGAGCCACGAAAAGUACCUGAAGAGUCGGUUGGUAAAGCUUCCUGAGUAUGCGCAACGGCUGUACAACGCGCAGCCGUGGAUGGUUUACUGGACGUUGCAGGCUGCUGAGAUGCUCGGAAUCACAGAGAAAUUGUAUGAGCAGAUAUCUCAAGACGCAUUAGGGGAGUUCAUACUCAGCUGCUUGCAGGAACAACCUGUUGAAGAUGAGCAGAAGGGUUGUUGGGGAAGUGAAGAAGGGGGAAAGCACGGAAAGGGAAGCAUGCCUCAGCAAUGUGGCAAUGUGUAUGAUUUUCUCCGUCGGUGCGAUGCUGAUCAUACGUGUGCUAUUGGGUUCUCCGGGGGAAACUAUGGACAGAUUCCGCAUUUGGCUACAUCGUACGCGGGAGUUUGCUCGCUCUGCAUCCUGGAAUGUCCAGAAUACCUUCAGGCUCUUCCACGUUCCGCCAUUAAGCGCUGGUUGCUCUCACUUCGCUGUGCCGACGGCAGUUUCCGCAUGCACAUAGGCGGGGAGGCGGAUAUUCGCGCAUCAUAUUGUGUCGCGGUUAUUACCACAUUACUACAGCUCCAGGACGUGGAUGCAAGUAGUGGAGAUAUUCUGAGAGAGCAGGAGGCGCAAUUCGUAGCUUCGUGUCAGACACACGAGGGCGGAUUUGCGUGCGGGAGGUUUGCCAGCGAAGCGCACGGGGCCUACACUCAAUGCGGGUUAGCUGCCCUGAUUUUGAUGAAGAGACCAGAGUUAUGCAAUUAUACGGCGUUGAGAGGAUGGCUAGCGGCGCGUCAACUGCGUUUUGAAGGUGGUUUUAACGGAAGAACAAAUAAACUGGUGGACUCUUGCUACGCCCACUGGGUGGGCGCAUCACACGUGUUACUGCGUGUUGGUGAGAGCCUUGCUAAAAUAACGACUUGUGGUGAAACGAAACGCAGCUUAACAUCACGGGAAAUGCUUUUGCUCGACCACGCGCAGUUGGUCGACAUCUCAAACUUACAUCCAGAGAGUUUUGAGGCAUGGUCCCAACAUGAGGAAGAAAAACAGGAACGAGCCAGCCGUGUGGAAGCGUACCUUAGCGCUACACCACUUGCAGCGUCGUGGUCAUCAUCAGGUGUACCUAACGUUUUGGACGACGAUGCGGGCGACUUUUACUUCAAUCAGAGGCGGCUACAACUUUACAUUUUGGCGUGCUGCCAAAACAGGGAAGAAGGUGGGUUGAUGGAUAAACCGAACUAUCCCAAUGAUUUUUAUCACACUUGUUAUUCACUUUCAGGGAUGAGCUCCGCGCAAAAUCUGCAAGGCAUGCAAGUCAACAGAGACGGCCGUGACUUGAGUGGGAACUCAUUUUAUGCAGCUGCGGUCUCACGGGGUUAUAUUCCUGGGCGGAGGGACAGUUAUGGAAUUGUCCUCCCUUCAGAUGAACGUAGUGGUGUUAGUAGUGAGUUGCACCUGAGCAAGAACUGUCUUCGCCCUACAAACCCCAUUUUCAACAUCAACCAGUCAAAGGUUUUGUUUGCACUGCGUACUUGGGGCGCAAAGACUUUCAUGUGCUGA
Trypanosoma brucei brucei TREU927 is the source of this 1758-nucleotide messenger RNA. RefSeq names its product protein farnesyltransferase beta subunit (gene Tb927.7.460). The coding region runs from base 1 to 1758 and encodes 585 amino acids. Gene Ontology annotation, molecular function: protein farnesyltransferase activity. The transcript has a single exon. Gene Ontology annotation, cellular component: protein farnesyltransferase complex. Gene Ontology annotation, biological process: protein farnesylation. NCBI's taxonomy places the organism in Eukaryota, Euglenozoa, Kinetoplastea, Trypanosomatida, Trypanosomatidae. The record is from RefSeq and is a predicted model, not a curated record.